Messenger RNA from Punica granatum (pomegranate), 2183 nucleotides. The record is from RefSeq and is a predicted model, not a curated record. NCBI's taxonomy places the organism in Eukaryota, Viridiplantae, Streptophyta, Magnoliopsida, Myrtales, Lythraceae.
UCUUCGUGGGAGUCAAUGAGAUGAACGAAGCGGAACAUUCCAGAACCCACACUGGUACCCUCGCCAGAACUCUCUCGUCUUCUUCCUUCCCCCUCCGCUUCACCUUCAUAUAUUCUUCUCAUCAAUCGACGAUCCGCCACUAGUCCCCCCCCCCAAACCCUCCUCCCUUCCACUUCUUUGCCUUCUGGGUGUGCUGACUGCGAGGCGUUGAUUCUUCUUCUCGAUCUGUCUCCAUGGCGGACGAAGCCAAAGCCAAAGGUAACGCCGCCUUCUCCGCCGGCGACUACGAGUCCGCCGUCCGUCAUUUCUCCGACGCCAUCGCCCUUGCUCCCACUAAUCAUGUCCUCUACUCCAACCGAUCCGCCGCCUACGCCUCCCUCUUCCGCUACUCCGAGGCCCUCGAUGAUGCCAAGAAGACCGUCGAGCUCAAGCCCGACUGGUCCAAGGGCUACAGCCGCCUCGGCGCCGCCCACCUCGGCCUCGGCCACGCCGAUGACGCUGUCUCCGCUUACAGGAAGGGGCUCGAGAUGGAUCCCAACAACGAGGCUCUGAAGUCCGGCCUCGCCGAUGCCCAGGCCGCAGCUUCCCGGAGCCGGGCCGCCCCGAAUCCCUUCGGGGACGUGUUCCAAGGGCCGGAGAUGUGGGCGAAGCUGACCGCCGAGCCGUCCACCAGAGUCUUCAUGCAGCAGCCGGACUUUGUGAAGAUGAUGCAGGAAAUUCAGAAGAAUCCCAGCAGCCUUAAUCUGUACUUGAAGGAUCAGAGGGUGAUGCAGGCGCUCGGAGUUUUGCUGAACGUGAAGUUCCACUCGCCUAAUCAGGAGGACAGGGACAUGCCUGAGGCUGAGCCGGCAGACCCGCCCUCACAGCCGGAGAAGAAGCCUGAGCCCCAGGCUCACCCUGAACCAGAGCCGGAUCCCAUGGAAAUAUCAGAAGAGGAGAAAGAAGCAAGGGAGAGGAAGGCUCAGGCUCUGAAGGAGAAAGAAGCGGGCAAUGCAGCUUACAAGAAGAAGGAUUUCGAGACUGCUAUUCAGCACUACACGAAAGCCAUUGAGCUCGAUGAUGAGGACAUCUCCUUCUUGACAAACAGAGCUGCUGUGUUCUUGGAGAUGGGAAACUAUGAGGAGUGUAUUAAGGAUUGUGACAAGGCUGUUGAACGGGGAAGAGAGCUGAGAUCGGACUUCAAGAUGAUUGCUAGAGCUUUAACCAGGAAGGGAAGUGCCCUGGUAAAAAUGGCAAAGUGCUCGAAGGAUUUUGAACCUGCUAUUGAAACAUUCCAGAAAGCUCUUACAGAACAUCGGAACCCAGACACCUUGAAGAAGCUUAAUGAUGCUGAGAAAGCGAAGAAAGAUCUGGAGCAGCAAGAGUAUUUUGACCCCAAAAUAGCUGAUGAGGAGCGUGAGAAAGGUAAUGAAUACUUCAAGCAGCAGAAGUAUCCUGAAGCUAUCAGGCAUUACACAGAAGCCUUGAGAAGGAAUCCGAAAGAUCCGAAGGCUUACAGUAACAGGGCAGCCUGCUACACAAAACUUGGUGCCAUGCCUGAGGGAUUGAAGGAUGCAGAGAAGUGUAUUGAGCUUGAUCCCACCUUUGCCAAGGGAUAUACGAGAAAAGGCGCUAUUCAGUUUUUCAUGAAGGAAUAUGACAAGGCUUUGGAGACAUACCAAGAAGGCCUGAAACAUGACCCCAACAACCCGGAAUUGCUAGAUGGUGUAAGAAGAUGUGUAGAACAGAUAAACAAGGCUAAUCGUGGGGAUCUCACCCCAGAAGAAUUGAAGGAGAGACAGGCAAAAGCAAUGCAGGACCCAGAGAUCCAAAACAUUCUCACCGACCCGGUCAUGAGACAGGUAUUGAUCGACUUCCAGGAGAACCCCAAGGCCGCUCAAGAUCACACGAAGAACCCGAUGGUGAUGAACAAGAUACAGAAGCUGGUCAGCGCGGGCAUCGUCCAGAUUAAAUAAAAACUGCAGCAGAGAAAAGCCUAACUUGCCUCCUGUUCAACUUGUAAUGCAGAUGGUGUGGAUUGAAUUUGGCCUGGAUUAGUGUCUUGGAAGAAAAAAAAAAGAACUGUAUUUGAAAUUUUGUCUUAGCAUUCGGUUCCUUUCUUCGAUUGUGUACACUGCGCCCUUUUAUAUCCCAGUUUCCUUGACAAGUGGUGAAUUCUGCUGUGCUGAGUUACUUUCGGAUAA